CAAGCUAACUCAUUUGUUUAGGCAGUAGGGAGUUUCUGCUAGGGUCUGGAUUGGAGUUACACACAGACCGGACCCUGCCGUGUAUGAGUGGUGUCUGAGGAGAAAAAGGAUUCCCCUUGCCGCAAAGAAUCUACAUGUCUAAUAUUUAGACAUGUUCAGCUUUGUGGAUAUUCGGUUAGCGCUCUUGCUCAGCGCAGCAGUGCUUUUGGCCAGAGGUCAAGGCGAGGAUGAUAGCACAAACGGCCGCUGCACGUUAGAGGGACAGUAUUACAACGACAAGGAUGUAUGGAAACCAGAGCCCUGCCAGAUUUGCGUCUGCGACAGCGGAACCGUCAUGUGCGACGAUGUGAUCUGCGAGGACACGACCGACUGCGCUGAUCCCAUCAUCCCCGACGGAGAGUGCUGCCCCAUCUGCGUCGAUGAUGGACCCACGACUCCAACGGAGCCAACAAAGGGAGACGUUGGCCCCAAGGGAGACAAUGUAGGUUCAUCAUUCACACUAUUCGUAAACAUGUUUCCACUCUAUCUUGGUUUUUGGUUUCUGGCCUCCUGGUACAUCCGACCUGGCUUGGCCCCGGACCCCCUGGCCUGCCUGGCGGAGCUGCUUCGGUAUCAGAGAGUCAAGUACGACCAGACACUCGGAAAGUCAGAGAUUAGGUUUUAUGCACAUCAUAAGUCUAAAGAAAGAAUAAAAACGUUAGUCCAGGACAUGUUGCUCCAGUUCUUCACUUGA
Messenger RNA from Mugil cephalus (flathead mullet), 733 nucleotides. RefSeq names its product collagen alpha-1(I) chain-like. Gene Ontology annotation, molecular function: protein binding. NCBI's taxonomy places the organism in Eukaryota, Metazoa, Chordata, Actinopteri, Mugiliformes, Mugilidae. Bases 152 to 733 code for a protein of 193 amino acids. The record is from RefSeq and is a predicted model, not a curated record. The transcript is spliced from 5 exons.